GACUCAGAUAAAGCAUUUCCUUCCAUUGUCAUCCUACCCGGCCGGCCGGGCUGCCAGGGCCCUCCCCCUCCCGGCCCCCUCCCUUCCUCUCGCCGUCUCUCAGUCGCUCUGCAGCCGCCGGCGACUGGGGGGGAUGUGAGGCCGGCGCCCCAGCCCCCCGCCCCGCCAUGAGCCCCCGGCUCUGAGGGCCCCGGCCCCUGGAUGCACAGCCCCGGCGCUGAUGGGACCCAGGUGAGCCCGGGUGCCCACUGCCCCAGUCCCCCUGGCACAGGCCGCCUCAGGCCCCCAGCGGACACGCCAGGCCCUCAGCCCCAGCCCAUGGACCUGCGGGUGGGCCAGCGGCCCCCGGUGGAGCCCCCGCCAGAGCCGGCGCUGCUGGCCCUGCAGCACCCCCAGCACCUGCACCACCACCUGCUGUUCGCAGCAGGCCUGCCUCAGCGCUCAGCGGAACCCAUGAGGCUCCCAAUGGACACGCCGGUGCCCCAGUUGCAGGUGGGGCAGCAGGAGCAAGAGCUGCGGCAGCUUCUCAAUAAGGACAAGAGCAAGCGAAGUGCCGUAGCUAGCAGUGUGGUCAAGCAGAAGCUGGCAGAGGUGAUUCUAAAGAAGCAGCAGGCAGCCCUAGAGAGAACAGUCCAUCCCAAUAGCCCCAGCAUUCCCUACAGAACUCUCGAGCCCUUGGAGACGGAAGGAGCUGCUCGCUCUAUGCUUAGCAGCUUUCUGCCUCCUGUUCCCAGCCUGCCCAGUGACCCCCCAGAACACUUCCCUCUCCGAAAGACAGUCUCUGAGCCCAACCUGAAGCUGCGCUACAAGCCCAAGAAGUCCCUGGAGAGGAGGAAGAAUCCACUGCUCAGAAAGGAGAGCGCCCCGCCCAGUCUCCGGCGGCGGCCUGCAGAGACCCUCGGUGACUCCUCCCCCAGUAGCAGCAGCACACCAGCAUCAGGGUGCAGCUCCCCCAAUGACAGCGAGCAAGGCCCCAACCCCGUCCUGGGCUCAGAGGCGCUCUUGGGCCAGCGGCUGCGGCUGCAGGAGACCUCUCUGGCCCCGUUCGCCUUGCCGACAGUGUCCUUGCUGCCCGCAAUCACGCUGGGGCUCCCCGCCCCUGCCAGGGCUGAUGCUGACCGCAGGACCCAUCCGACACUGGGCCCUCGGGGGCCGGUCCUGGGGAGCCCCCAUGCUCCCCUCUUCCUGCCCCACAGCCUGGAGUCUGAGUCUGGGGGCCCCUUGUCCUCUCGACUACAGCCCAUUCUCCUCCUCGAUCCCUCAGUCUCUCACGCGCCCCUGCUGACUGUGCCCGGGCUUGGGCCCCUGCCCUUCCACUUUGCCCAGUCCUUACUGACCACCGAGCGGCUCUCUGGGUCAGGCCUCCACCGGCCACUAAGCCGGACCCGCUCAGAGCCCCUGCCCCCAAGCGCCACCGCCCCCCCACCGCUGGGCCCCCUGCAGCCCCGCCUGGACCGGCUCAAACCUCACGUCCAGCUGAUCAAGAAUGGCUUCUCAGCGGGCAUCUCCCCUCCCCAGAGGCCAGCCAAGCCAAGUGAGAAGCCCCGACUGCGGCAGAUCCCCUCAGCUGAGGACCUGGAGACAGAUGGUGGGGGAGUGGGGCCGGUGGGGGAUGACAGCCUGGAGCACAGGGAGUCAAGCCAUGGGCAGCACGAAGCCAGAGGCCCUAUUCCUCUCCAGCAGCACCAGCAGGUUUUCCUCUGGGAGCAGCAGCGACUGGCUGGGCGGCUCCCACGGGGAGGAACUGGGGACUCUGUGCUGCUUUCCCUGGCCCAGGGCAGUCACCGGCCCCUGUCCAGGGCUCAGUCAUCCCCAGCUGCGCCUGCCUCACUGCCAACCCCAGAGCCUGCCAGCCAGGCCCGUGUCCUGCCCAGCUCAGAGACCUCUGCCAGGACCCUGCCUUUCACCACAGGGCUGGUGUAUGACUCGGUGAUGCUGAAACACCAGUGCUCCUGCGGGGACAACAGCAGGCACCCGGAGCACGCGGGCCGUAUCCAGAGCAUCUGGUCCCGGCUGCAGGAGCGGGGGCUCCGGAGCCAGUGUGAGUGUCUCCGGGGCCGGAAGGCCUCCCUGGAGGAGCUGCAGUCAGUGCACUCCGAGCGGCACGUGCUUCUCUAUGGCACCAACCCGCUCAGCCGCCUCAAACUGGACAACGGGAAGCUGGCAGGGCUCCUGGCACAGCGGAUGUUUGUGAUGCUGCCCUGUGGUGGGGUAGGGGUGGAUACCGAUACCAUCUGGAAUGAGCUGCACUCUUCCAAUGCGGCCCGCUGGGCAGCCGGCAGCGUCACUGACCUUGCCUUCAAAGUCGCUUCCCGUGAGCUAAAGAAUGGUUUUGCUGUGGUUCGGCCCCCAGGACACCAUGCGGACCAUUCCACAGCCAUGGGCUUCUGCUUCUUCAACUCCGUGGCCAUUGCCUGCCGGCAGCUUCAACAACAGGGCAAGGCCGGCAAGAUCCUCAUCAUGGACUGGGAUGUUCACCAUGGCAAUGGCACCCAGCAAACCUUCUACCAGGACCCCAGUGUGCUCUACAUCUCCCUGCAUCGCCAUGAUGAUGGCAACUUCUUCCCCGGCAGUGGGGCCGUGGAUGAGGUGGGAGCUGGCAGCGGUGAGGGCUUCAAUGUCAACGUGGCCUGGGCAGGAGGUCUAGACCCCCCUAUGGGGGAUCCUGAGUACCUGGCUGCCUUCAGGAUGGUUGUGAUGCCCAUUGCCCGAGAGUUCUCUCCGGACCUGGUUCUGGUGUCAGCUGGUUUUGAUGCUGCCGAGGGUCACCCAGCCCCGCUGGGUGGCUACCAUGUUUCAGCUAAAUGUUUUGGGUACAUGACCCAGCAGCUGAUGAGCUUGGCGGGAGGUGCAGUGGUGCUGGCCUUGGAAGGUGGCCAUGACCUCACAGCCAUCUGUGAUGCUUCUGAGGCCUGUGUGGCUGCUCUUCUGGGAAACAAGGUGGAUCCUCUCUCAGAAGAAGGCUGGAAGCAGAAGCCCAACCUCAACGCCAUCCGCUCUUUGGAAGCCGUGAUCCAGGUGCACAGUAAAUACUGGGGCUGCAUGCAGCGCCUGGCCUCCUGUCCAGACUCCUGGGUGCCCAGGGUGCCAGGGGCUGACACAGAAGAAGUGGAGGCAGUGACCGCACUGGCAUCCCUCUCCGUGGGAAUCCUGGCUGAAGAGCGGCCCUCACAACAGCUGGUGGAGGAGGAAGAACCUAUGAAUCUCUAAGGCUUAGAACGGAUCUGCCUGCCCACCCUGCCCUUCGGACCUGGUUCUCUUCUAACCUCUGGCCAUAGUACCCAUUCCCGGAGUCUUCAGAGAGCCUUUGGGCAGGUAGUUGGGGCCAGAGAACGGCCCCUUGACAGUCACCCCAAGGAGCCUGAGAAGGGCCCUGGGUCUAGGAUAGGGACCAGAGAGGACCCCGAGAAGAGGCAGGCUGGGCAGUCGGCCAGCCCUUGGUAGGGCUCUCUCAAGAACAGAGUCUACCCCUUUGGGGUGCAGGCCCCUGGCUGGGCCCCCCUUCCUCAGGACUGCACAGAGGAGGACUGGCUCAGUCAGGCUCACUGAUAACCACUAUUCUUGGCUCUGUAGACCCUGGGCUUUGCACACAGCCCCAGGCUCCACACAGAAAUGUGAACUUGGCCUCAACCAGGGUGGCCCUUCCGAGGCUCUGAGGGCUAGGCCAGAGCGGGGGAGAAGGGGAUGGGUAGGAGGAGGCAGGGGGUCCCCUAUACCUGAGUGCAGGGGGAAUCCCUCUCGCCUGCUUCUUCAGAUGACUCUGGAAGCUUCCUCCCCCCUCCCCCCGCCACUGGGCAGGGAGACAAAGCUCCUUCCAAGAGAGCAGUCCUUGGCAGGCCUCCCAUCUGGUCCCUGCCCCUGCCAGAGGUCACCCUAUGUCCGCCAUCUCAGUGCCCUGGUGGAGCAGACAGGUGCUCUUGGAGUUCUGUGCUUCCUGAGCCAAUGGUGCCAAACUCUUCAUCUCCCCUCAGUAGCACAGCAUGACCACCAGGGACCCCUUGGUCACUGCCCUCCUCCAUGAGACUUCUCUCUUUCUGGGGUCUCCCUCACCCAGCUCUGACUCCUGCCCUCCAUAGGACCAGCUCGGCUGAGGGGAAAGGGGGUGGGAGAGUGGAUGCGAGACAUGGGGGAGGGGAGGCUGCCCUGGCCAAGUCUUCAAGGCUUCUGGGGUCCAGGCCUGGGGCCAAGAAGGAAAGUAUUUGUGUGCUAGAGAGAGUGAGUGUGUGUGUGUGUGUGUGUGCGUGCGUGUGUGUGCACGUGCGCGUAUGUGUGUGUCUUCCCGAGGACCACCACCCCCUGUGUAUGUAUGCAUGUUUUUGUAAAAAAGAAAAAAAAAGAAAAGAAAAAAAUGGAAAAAAAACUGAAUAAAUGUUUUAUUUGCUUUAAA
Molecule: messenger RNA, 4387 nt
Organism: Neofelis nebulosa (Clouded leopard)
Lineage: Eukaryota; Metazoa; Chordata; Mammalia; Carnivora; Felidae
Gene: HDAC7
Product: histone deacetylase 7
Exons: 26
Coding region: 202-3210 (1002 amino acids)
Biological process (GO): chromatin organization; negative regulation of transcription by RNA polymerase II
Cellular component (GO): histone deacetylase complex
Molecular function (GO): histone deacetylase activity
Source: RefSeq, a predicted model, not a curated record